This is a messenger RNA of Prosopis cineraria, 3263 nucleotides long. Its product is annotated as scarecrow-like protein 28. NCBI's taxonomy places the organism in Eukaryota, Viridiplantae, Streptophyta, Magnoliopsida, Fabales, Fabaceae. Gene Ontology annotation, molecular function: sequence-specific DNA binding; DNA-binding transcription factor activity. Gene Ontology annotation, biological process: regulation of DNA-templated transcription. The record is from RefSeq and is a predicted model, not a curated record. Gene Ontology annotation, cellular component: nucleus.
AUGAUGGAGACAGCCAUGGAAGUUGUGGAGUGGUGAAGAAAGAAAGAUGGAGUGACUUAUAGUACAUAAAAGCACGAGAGUUUUACGGUUUAAGUUUCUUUUGGGUAAGUGACGACGAGUAGUGAAGGGGGUGUUGUGUUUGAUUCUUCUUCUUCUUCUUCUUCAUCUUCUUGUUGGUUGGAUUUACUUCUUCUCUUCUUCUUUGUGCAUGUCUGAAGCGAGUAUUACUCAGAGGUGGGAUUUCUGGUUUUUGCUCCAGCGGAUUCAAUUUCAGCCAUGACGGGACUCUUGAUCGAUUCCACUGCUAAUAUGGGUUUGCAUAUUUCUCAGGAUUUCUGCCACAGACUUGAAGGAGUAUGUGUUAUUUCUCUGUUCAUAAACAUAAAACAGGGCCCUUUCUAAUGUCCAGUGCUUGAGUGUCUCUGGAAUCCGAUGAUCUUUUUUCUCUGCUAGGUAGUCUCCGAUUCUUUGAUUCGUUUUCGGGUGGGCAUUCUUUUAUUUUUGCAUAUAAGUUAGUUCCUCGUUCAUCAGUUCAGAUUCUUUAUUUAUUUAUUGCAUUUUUACAGAUCCAUACAGGAACACUCGAAUUUGUAAAAGGAAAAAAAAAAAAAAAAACACAGAGCUGUAACUUGAUUGUUUUCUGGUUUCUGCUAUUCAUCGGAUUCCUUUUCUUUGUUUCCAUUUAUACACACAAGUUUUAUCAAAACGAUUCACACACUCACUUAGUCCCUCUCUCUCUAAAACACAUACAUAGUCAAAGUUCUAGCUGAUUUGGUAGGGCAUACAUAUUUAUACUUCAUUAAGAUACGCACACUAGAGAGAAGGGAGAUAGGGAAACACCAGAAACUGCAUCGGGUGGGUGAAUUACAACGCAGGAUUUUACAAAAGAACAUUGGAAGGCUAUAGGAUGUUGGCUGGGUGUUCUAGUUCUACAUUGUUGUCGCCGAGGCAUAGAUUGAGGAGUGAAGCAUCUGCACAGUUUCAAGCCAGCCAUUUCCAGUUGCCUUCCAUGAGCACGCAGAGACUGGACUUGCCAUGUAACUUCCCACGCAAAGACAGCAACAGCUCGAGAUCGCAGUCCUUGAGGCCCGUCGGCCUCUCCGUCGAGAAGAAGCCUGUCGUCGUCGAGUCCAAGCCGAAGCCUCCGCCGACAUGCUCUCUCAAGCAGAACAUUCGACUUCCGCCAUUGGCAACCACCACUCAAGCAUCCAAUAAUGCUCAGAAGAACAACGAGUUCUGGGGGGAGAAAGGUAAGACCUUGAAGAGGCUUGCUGAGGAGGAUGAAUCCUUCGCCAACAGAGCCAAGAGGACAAAGGGUAUUCUCAAUGACAGUGAAAAUCCCGAUGAUGCUCGAGAAAUCCAAAUGGCAUCUGCCGGCAACUUCUGGUUCAACAAUCCUUCGAUUCCUUUCUCUCUGACUUGUUCCGGAGAAAAAGAAGAAGACAGGGUGUGUUUUGUUCCUUCUGAAGUUGUCUCUGCACCAUGGGUGGAUUCCAUUGUUACGAAGAUCACAGAUUUAGGCGAGAAAGCGUUGAAGAGCAAUCUGCCAUCAAAGGAAGCUUCAGUAUCGAACACUUCAUCAGAAAGUCGGAGCUUGAGCCUGAGGCUUAACGAGAAUGACUCGGAACAAGAAGUAGUGGGUAAUGGAAGAUCGGGCAAUCCUUAUCACCACGAUGUGACGGAAUUAGAAACAGGAGACGAAGAAAAUCAAGAGGAACAUCGAGGGUUUGAGCUUGUGAGCCUACUUACAGCUUGUGUUGAUGCUAUCGGUUCGAGGAAUGUUGCUGCAGUGCAUUGCUUCAUAGCGAAGUUGGGUGAUCUUGCAUCUCCAAGAGCAAGAACAUCAAUAGGUCGUGUGUGUGCUUAUUUCACUGAAGCUCUAGCGAUCCGUGUCACCAGAAUUUGGCCUCAUUUUCACGUCACUACACCUCGAGAGCUAGACAGGGUCGAAGAUGAAUCUGGAACUGCAUUAAGGCUUCUAAACCAGGUCAGCCAUCCAAAGUUUCUUCAUUUCACGUCUAAUGAGAUUCUUUUGAGGGCUUUUGAAGGAAAAGACAGGGUUCACAUCAUAGACUUUGACAUCAAGCAAGGCCUUCAAUGGCCAAGCUUGUUCCAGAGUCUAGCUUCCAGGACCAAUCCUCCAACCCACGUAAGAAUCACUGGCAUAGGAGAAUCCAAGCAAGAACUGAACGAAACAGGAGACAGACUUGCUGGUUUUGCUCAAUCCCUGAACCUUCCCUUCGAGUUUCACCCUGUGGUGGACAGACUAGAAGAUGUGAGGCUAUGGAUGCUUCAUGUGAAGGAACACGAAAGUGUGGCAGUGAAUUGCAUUUCUCAACUCCACAAAACACUCUACGAUGGUACUGGAGGAGCACUGAGGGAUUUUCUAGGUCUAAUCCGAAGCACGAAUCCUGUUAUAGUUCUCAUGGCAGAGCAAGAAGCAGAGCACAAUGGGAUUAGACUUGAAACGAGAGUGUGCAAUUCACUCAAGUAUUACUCUGCUCUGUUUGAUUCAAUUGACCAUUGUCUUCCACAAGACAGUCCAGUGAGGAACAAGAUUGAAGAGAUGUAUGCUUGGGAGAUAAGGAACAUCAUUGCUUGUGAAGGAAGGGAGAGAGUUGAGAGGCACGAGAGCUUUCAGAAAUGGAGGAAGAUGAUGGAGCAAGGAGGAUUUCGAAGUUUGGGAAUCAGUGAGAGAGAAGUGACACAGAGUCAGAUGUUGCUGAAGAUGUAUGCCUGUGAGAAUUACAACGUGAAGAUGGAGGUGGAGGAGGAGGAAGAAGAAGCUAUAACUCUUAGUUGGCUUGAGCAGCCUCUGUACACAGUGUCGGCAUGGGCCCCACUAGAUGCUGCAGCAACAGGAAGUCCAUCUUCUUAUUCGCAGCCAUGAACUUGUUGAUUGACUACUUCACAUUAUACAGAAAGAAAGAAAGAGAGUAAAACAAAGGAACAAAGAAAGGUAGCAUUAUUUGUUGUAUUUUUUGUAGGUAGGGAGAAAUGGUCUAUUCUUUCAUUCUUUGUUGCAGAUAAGAUUUGAUUUGUUCUGGUUCAAAAUGUAGUUGCUACAGAGUACUCGGAUUUUUUUUAUUUAUUCUUUUUUAUACAUAGAUGAUCAUCAUGAUUGCUCUCCAGAUGUCAGAAUGAUAUAGUUGGAGUCAGUUUGUGUUCAUUCUUUGAUUCUUUUAUUAUCAACGUACUCUGAAAUAUUCUUUUAUUAGUUGUUCUCCUUGUCCAUGAAAUGAAUGAAUUCAGCGUUUUGUGUC